GGAGUUAAACCUUACACCUGUGACUUGUGUGGAAAGUCUUUUAACCGAGCUGAAAGCUUAAAAACACACCAACUCAUCCACAGUGGAGUUAAAGCGUACACCUGUGACUUGUGUGGAAAGUCUUUUACCCUGGCUCAAAGCCUAAAAACACACCAAGUCAUCCACAGUGGAGUUAAAGCGUACAGUUGUGACUUGUGUGGAAAGUCUUUUACCCAUGCUCAAAGCCUAAAAACACACCAACGCAUCCACACUAGAGUUAAAGCUUACAACUGUGACCUGUGUGGAAAGUCUUUUACCCAGGCUGGAAACUUAAGAACUCACCAACUCAUCCACAGUGGAGUUAAAGCUUACAGAUGUAACCUGUGUGGAAAGUCUUUUACCCAGACUGGAAGCUUAAAAAAACACCAAGUCAUCCACAGUGGAGUUAAAGCUUACAGCUGUGACUUGUGUGGAAAGUCUUUUGCCCUGGCUCAAAGCCUAAAAACACACCAAGUCAUCCACAGUGGAGUUAAAGCGUACAGUUGUGACUUGUGUGGAAAGUCUUUUACCCUGGCUCAAAGCCUAAAAACACACCAACGCAUCCACACUAGUGUUAAAGCUUACAACUGUGACCUGUGUGGAAAGUCUUUUACCCAGGCUGGACACUUAAAAACACACCAACUCAUCCACAGUGGAGUUAAACCUUACACCUGUGACUUGUGUGGAAAGUCUUUUAACCGAGCUGAAAGCUUAAAAACACACCAACUCAUCCACAGUGGAGUUAAAGCGUACACCUGUGACUUGUGUGGAAAGUCUUUUACCCAGGCUGGACACUUAAAAACACACCAACUCAUCCACAGUGGAGUUAAAGCUUACAGCUGUGAGUUGUGUGGAAAGUCUUAUACUCUGGCUCGAUGGCUAAAAAGACACCAACUCUUCCACAGUGGAGUUAAACCUUACAGCUGUGAGUUGUGUGGAAAGUCUUUUACCCAGGCUGGAAACUUAAAAAAACACCAACUCAUCCACAGUGGAGUUAAAGCGUACACCUGUGACUUGUGUGGAAAGUCUUUUACCCUGGCUCAAAGCCUAAAAAAA
This is a messenger RNA of Oreochromis niloticus (Nile tilapia), 1074 nucleotides long. Its product is annotated as zinc finger protein 724-like. Lineage: Eukaryota; Metazoa; Chordata; Actinopteri; Cichliformes; Cichlidae. The transcript has a single exon. The record is from RefSeq and is a predicted model, not a curated record. Gene Ontology annotation, biological process: regulation of transcription by RNA polymerase II. The annotation marks the transcript as partial. Gene Ontology annotation, cellular component: nucleus. Gene Ontology annotation, molecular function: DNA-binding transcription factor activity, RNA polymerase II-specific; RNA polymerase II cis-regulatory region sequence-specific DNA binding.